CGCAGUAAAGUGGACGCCCGAAGGAAAACAACAACACCGCCAGGAGAUCCAAGAAAACCCAAAAUACCUGGAAAAACCGCUAUCCUCUUUUGUGAUUUUCGUGGAUUUACACCACCAUGGGUGGAGAGUCGAAGGCAGAGUACAUAAUUCAGCAAUUGAAUGUUGGCAAUGCCAAGAAAAUUGCUUUGAUGAUGGUUCUGGCUUUCAUGGCAUAUCACGGAUUGCUUCACUUGCGCUACGGCACGGAUUCGUGCAAGUGGCUUCUGUCGAAUGGUAGAUUUAAGGGAGACAAAGAGUGGCAACCGUACGGAUGCAUGAUGCACAGGUAUUCACAGCAAGACACCCGUCGAUGUUUCCGGUAUUUGGCUUUCUGGGGCAAUGAGAAUCACUUUGUUUUCAUCGGCGACCAGCGUCUGCGAAUGCUAUACGAAGCCUUUAUCAGUCAUCUCCAUCCCAGCGAUGAUGACAAUGGCUCUCUAGCUGACUCUCCGGUUCCAACAAAUCUCGAAUUUCACGAUUUCAAGCUCAAACUUCGCGUUAACUAUGUCCACACGAUGGAUGUGGCCCGUGGGAUGGUGGAAGAAUUUUCUGCAUGGUGCAAAGAUGAGGAUCCACCAUCUCUGAUCGUUGCAAGUUGCACGCAUAGCAACUUCCUGAGCGGAAACACUACAGAUGACCUUCUGAAGAGCUUUUCCAACAACAUGACACAUCUGGUGCGCCCGAUUGAGGAAGUACUGGCCAAGAAAGUGAGAGUUCUGUGGAAAUUGCAAGAUCCCAUUGUGGAGGACAAAGUACCCAAGGAGUGGAAAUCCCUGACGAAUGAUGAUAUUGAAGCGCUCAAUCGAGCCACUCAGAUGGUUCUCAAAUACUCAAGUGUACCAGUGUGGGCCUCCUCGAGGCUCAUUGCACAGGGGCUCCUUGAUGAGGCCACUGAGGGCGUUCAACUGGGACCGCUAGCUCUCAGGCACGACGUCCAAAUUCUCCUCAAUAUGUACUGCAAUGACUACAUGAAUUUCAACGAUGGGACAUGCUGCAGCAGCGCAGAGCCCUACACUAUUCUGCAGGUGGUCACAUAUGCAAUUUUAGGUGUUUGUGUGGCUCUGUCUGUGGCAAUGCUUCUGCGACGAUGGAUGCAGAACUUUCGCGGUCAGACACUGUAUAUGCCCCUCAAUCAGCCAACUCCAGCAGAUUCCAUCUCACCCAUUCACGCACUCGCCACUCUUGCCUUCAUCAUGGCCUAUUUCUACCUCUGUGAUCGCACGAAUUUCUUCAUGAAGGAAAACAAAUACUACUCAGAAUUCAGUUUCUGGAUUCCUGUUGGCUACGUCUUUGCCCUGGGGCUUUUUUUCACCGAAGAUAGUAGAUUCACGAAGGUGCUGCACCGUGAUGAGACGGAUGAACUCAAAGGAUGGAUGCAGCUGGUGAUUUUGGUGUAUCACAUGACUGGAGCUGAACGUGUUCUACCGAUUCAUAUGCACAUUAAGGUGCUUAUUAGUGGCUAUCUCUUCCUUUCGGGAUAUGGUCAUUUCACAUACAUGUGGCAGACUGGGAAUGCGGGUCUGGUUAGAUUCUUCCAGAUCCUCUUUCGUCUCAACUUCAUCACCAUUCUCCUGUGCUUGUGCAUGAAUCGUCCUUACCAGUUCUAUUACUUUGUACCCUUAAUCUCUUUCUGGUACUGUAUGAUUUAUGUGGUCCUAGCCCUUCCGCCACACAUCACAGCUGCAACAGUAGACGCUAAUCCCUAUCAGUACCUUUAUCUGGCUGCUAAGUUUGUGACUCUGCUUGGCGUUAUCACGAUACUCUUCAUGUCGGAGGUAUUCUUCGAGCGCAUCUUCGUCACGCGACCCUGGAAGGCACUCUUCGUCACGACAGACGAUGACAUCCACGAAUGGUGGUACCGCUGGAAGCUCGACAGGUACACAAUAACAUCCGGAAUGAUAUUCGCGGCGAUCUUUCACGUGGCUCAAAAGUACGCUGUGUUCGAUGACAACAACCAUGGGAAUCUCUUCUCGCGACGGAUCUCUCUGACAGCUACACUGGCUGCCGUGGGUGGUGUUGGCUUUUACACCACUUUCUCCUUCCUCUGCCGCAAUAAGCAGGAGUGUGAGGAGAUUCAUUCAUAUAUUGUCUUCAUUCCAAUCAUUGGAUAUAUUGUACUGAGAAAUAUCUCGGGAAUCCUUCGAACGAGGUACUCAUCCUUUUUUGCCUGGUUCGGACGAAUAUCACUGGAAUUGUUCAUCUGCCAGUAUCAUAUAUGGCUGGCUGCUGAUCGACAUGGUGUAUUGGUGCUAAUUCCUGGUUUUCCCACACUCAAUGUCAUCAUAACGAGUUUCAUCUUCAUCUGUGUGUCCCAUGAGGUUCAUCGGCUAACACUGGUCCUUCUGCCAUAUGCUGUACCCAGUGACUGGAAGUUAGUUGUGAGGAAUUUUGUUGCGUUUCUCAUCAUCCUCAUCCCCAUUGCACGGUAUGAUGGCAUGUUUUAAAAGGUCUCAAUAUGGUGUGUUUCCGCCAAUUUGGAAAUCAGAGACGAACUCAGCCUCGAGGGAUCUUUUUUUAUUUCUUUCCUACUCUGUUGUCUAUCACAGAGGGGUCUCCAGUGUUACUCAACGCUUAUGGUUCCCAAUUGCACAAUUUUAUAGUGAUUUUGUUUUUAGGCUAGUUGACUUUUUAAUCUAGUUUAAGUGAAAUUAUAUGAAUGACCAAAGCAUUUUUUCACGAGGAAGUCACAUAAAAAUUUAUUAGUGAUCUUAAGAGAGAAAGAGAGCAAGAGAGGGCGAAUGUUGAUGUUUUUUUUCAGGUGCUGAUGAUCGGAAUUUACAGAACAAUAAUCCUUUAAGAUAAAUAAAGGGGAGUAGGGCAGUCUCAUGCUGUUGAAUAUUUUUUCACAACUCUUAUUUUUUAAUAUUUAACUUAGAUUUUGAGUAUCUGAAAAUAUUAUCCACAAUUGUUAGAUAUCAAUUAAUAAUCCUAGAAUUAUCUUUUUUCCGUAGUAAAUAAUGUGUGAAACUGCCCCAAAUCUCUCAUAGGUCUAAUUAAAAAUAUUAGGAAGCUCGAAUCAAAAAGCAGCAAACUACCAAUGAGGAUUUUAAUUGUAAAAUUCUGCUUAUUAAAAAGAAAUUGAGAAGUUUAA
This is a messenger RNA of Phlebotomus papatasi, 3130 nucleotides long. Its product is annotated as N-acetylneuraminate 9-O-acetyltransferase. NCBI's taxonomy places the organism in Eukaryota, Metazoa, Arthropoda, Insecta, Diptera, Psychodidae. The transcript has 6 exons. Gene Ontology annotation, molecular function: acyltransferase activity, transferring groups other than amino-acyl groups. Bases 117 to 2483 code for a protein of 788 amino acids. The record is from RefSeq and is a predicted model, not a curated record.